Messenger RNA from Cladophialophora psammophila CBS 110553, 9693 nucleotides. RefSeq lists its product as uncharacterized. Gene Ontology annotation, biological process: fermentation. Lineage: Eukaryota; Fungi; Ascomycota; Eurotiomycetes; Chaetothyriales; Herpotrichiellaceae. Bases 1 to 9693 code for a protein of 3230 amino acids. The transcript is spliced from 2 exons. The record is from RefSeq and is a predicted model, not a curated record. Gene Ontology annotation, cellular component: membrane.
AUGUCGGAUUUGAAUAACCUGGUCGGAGUGCCCAUCUCGAGGAAUACUUCUUUCAAUUGGACAUGGUUUAUCGAACUCUGUACUUGCUCUUGUUUGACGCUCUUCUUCCUCUUUUACUUUAAUCGCCUGUUCGCUACCCUUGUCUCCUACGGGCUGAGAGCCUUCACCUGGCACAAGUACCGAGUCUGGAUUGACAUUCAAGCGCUGCAGCUAUCCUUUUUGGCUGGGCGGAUCUUCUUCAAAGGCCUCCGCUAUCACGCCGAGAACGAGACUGUCCUGAUUCAGAAUGGCUACAUCACCUGGAGAUAUUGGCAGUCUUCCUCACGACAGGUAGAUCUUACCGGGCUGGAAGGGGAAGAGGAGGAGGCUGUGUUCAAAGAGAAGAAAACCUCACCCACGGACGGAUCUGAUAAGUCGGAGACCCCCUUUGAAGACCCCGAGGAUGGCCGUGUCAGGAGCAAAGCAAUUCCGGAUGCUCGGAUCUCGGUCAACAUUUCUGGCUUGGAAUGGUUUGUGUACAACAGAACACCUGUCUACGAGUCCAUUGUUCACGAUGUCCUCAAUCAUGAUCUCAAAGACAGCGGUCCACAGACCCAUACUACUGGGCAGAAACACGAACACAAGUUGGGCAAGCUUCAUCUCCGCAGGCACAGAACAAGACCUAAUUCGAAGGAGGCAACUCCCAGCGACACCUCCGCGGACAGCCCGCUUAGCGAAAAGGCUGAGCGCAUCUCACCGUCGGGCGAUUUCGCUGUGCCUAUUGUGCGCGCCGACACCUACGCCAGCGUAGCCUCGGAUACGGAGCGACUUGUCGCAGAUGUACCCUCGUUCUAUAGCUGGAUUCUCCAAGCCCUGCCGAUUGCCGUUGAGUGCUCAAAAGGUGCAAUCUCACUUGGAAAUGAGAACACGCGGGCGUUGGUCGUCACGACCUUUACAGCUGCGAAAGGUCAUGUCGAUGCAGCUGCGGCGGGUCCGUCAGACAUCUUCCGACAGGUGUUCGACUUCACCAUCGACCAUCCCAAAGUCGAAAUGAAACCCAACCCUGACUUUCGUAGAUCUCAGUAUGUCGCUGCUGAGAGGAUCAUAUCAGCUGCAGAAUCUCUGAACCACCGACCACGCUGGUGGCCAGUGAAAUUCGGUCUGAGACGCCGGAUUGGUAAAGCUUUCCGUGGUCUCAGACGUCUUCUUCCAGGCAGCUCAAGGGGCUCGUUACGGACUACUGCAUCGCAAGACGGUAAUAUUAAGAAACACUACCCCUAUGAUGAAUUCCAAGACGAGAAUCGAUCAUGGCAUGGCCUUGGCAGGUACCUGGACGAGGACGAGCGUGACGAUCACGAAGGCUGGUCUCAUGUGGAAUAUGCCAGGUUUUCACAAAUCCUCGACUCGCCGGCUGUCCACUUCAAGUUCUUCUGGGACAUGCCAGGAAAUGUGACAGAAGAACAUGCGGACUUGGCCCGACACGCACAUGUCGACGACAUCAACAUGUCGAAGCCACCGGCAUAUGGAAUGGACCUGACUGUCAAAGGUGGUUUUGUUAACUACGGACCUUGGGCCGACCGACUUCGCAUUGAAAUCCAAACAGCCUUCUUCCCAAACCCCUACAGAUCGGUGUCACCCGCUCCGUCUGUCAAAGUAGGAGAUGUGCGGCAGUACACAGUAAUGACGAUACGCGUUGAUCUUGAAGACGAAGUCACCCUCCGCGUACCAACGAGAGAACGCUCGAAAGAUUGGCAAUGGAGGAACCGAGCGCAUGCAGUCAGGGAAGCUGCCGCGGUACGGAAGCAACGCGAAAAGAGACACUUUCGAUUCCGCCGUUCUCCCAAAACAAAACUUGGUCCCGAUAUCCGCCCAUUCGGCUGGUUGACCGUCUCAGCAGGAAAAGAUUCGACAGUGCGAUAUGACAUGGACAUGGUACCACGAUCAGAAGGCUACAGAAAUCACCUCCGGCUUGACCUCAAACAAACGAAAGCUACUUCUAGUGUCAAUCACGCAUUGCUCUGGCGUUGUCCAUCCCAAAAGGUUACAUGUGACCUAUCCAAUCCUCUGGUAUGGAACGCCCUCCAUACUUGGGUUUUCGACAUUGAGAGCAGUGCCAUGGAGAUGUUCAUUUUGAGAGACCACAUGAUCCUGCUAACCGAUCUUGUUAGCGAUUUUACGGCAGGGCAGAAACCUGACUACAUGACAUUUGUACCUUUUGUCUAUCGACUCCACUUGACGUUCCCGGAUCUCAAGCUCUAUCUCAAUGCAAACGAUUAUAACAUUGUUGACAACCCAUGCGACCUUGAAGAAAACGCAUUCUUAGUCCUAGGAUUUCAAUCACUAGCUGGAAACGUGGAUAUACCCAUGCAGUACUACUCGCCUCGUCAGAGCAGCGUUAAAUUUAUUGGCGAGGGCCAUACUGCGUCUUUGGAACUCAUUACACCUGUAUGGAACACGCUCAAUACUCUUGCCGAAGACACAACGAUGAUGACUCUCAAGCUGCUCAAUCUGGAAGGCUCUUACAACUACUAUCCCAAUGUGUCCCCAGGCUUGACAGAUUCUCUUUUCAUGACCAUUACAGGAUACGCGCCCAAGAUCUUCCUGCAUGGUUACCUCAUUCGCUAUUUUGUGAACGUCAAGGAGAACUACUUUGGCGAAGAUCUGCAUUUCAGGACGUUGGAGGAGUAUCAAGACAUGCUGGCUGGCAAUGAGCUGCAGCGACCGCGACCAGGCAGCAAAAAGGAGAAUGACCUCGAUGUCGUCCUGACUAUCCGAGCCGAGAACUCUUGCGUGCUGUUGCCUGCGAAUAUUUACUCGCAGCGAGAAAAUGUCCGUGUGGACAUACUUCUUGUUGACGCAGACAUGCGUUUCACCAACUAUUACAUGGACUUGCAGGUUAGCUCGAGCCCACUUGAGGCUUCGCUCGAGUCUAUAACUGUCAAUGGAAACGAGCCGUCUAGCGAAAUCACGAAUUGUCAAUUAUUCAUUGAUGGUACUGAUGUGUACGGUCAUAGACUCUUUGGGGCGCCACCAUCUGAGCCCACUUAUGCCUGUCAUUGGGAUAUUAAUGUUGGCGAGAUUACGGGCGAAUGCAACUCCAAAUUUGUCCAAAUCCUGGCCAAUUCGAUCAUGGCAUUCAUCUAUACCCUGGACGACGAGGAAAAUUCCUUACCGCCUUUCAAUCGGACAGCUGUGCACGAUGUAACCUUCCUCAGAGCCAAUCUUGCAGGUCUCCGUCUCUGGCUUGUUUCAGGAGGUACUGCCUACAUGCUGGAACUGUCGGAAUCUGACGUCUCAUUCAGCGACUGGGCCAACUCCAGCUUUGCGAAGAUGUUGCGGGCCAGCAUCCCCCGGGUUGCCCUCGCAGCCGUGGAUUACAAAGCGGCUCUGCGACAUCACGAUCGAAGACCAGGUCCUGUAGAAACCUUUGCUUGUUUUGAGACCUCUCUCCGGAUCGGGACACUGGACAAGACAGACAACCUUGCGCACACCCGUGCUUUGCAACAACAGCAUAUUCGCUAUCAUGACCAACGAACUCACCGUACAGAUUGGUUAUUAGACCAUGGAAAGCAUUAUCCACCCAACCACAGAAUACCUGACUGGGCCCGUGAUCCGCCAGCGAUGCCAGUGCCCUCAAUGCCUGAACCUGUCGGGAGAGUAGAGAAAACAACUUUUCCUGAAACAAGGGAUCGCAACUCCGGCAGACGGGGUCUUGACGGACACCACUCCUUUAUCUCGGCAUCAUCAACUCCGCUGAAAAAACAACCGUCUGUCGAAUCCCGCGUGCAGCUUCAGCUAGAUCAUGGUCUCCCAGGAUCUUGGGCGCCCCAUUCGGACCAGUCGGGUGUCAGUCGUGAAGGUCUGAAUCGUCUCCAUUCUCGGGAUCGAGAUACGCAUCAAGCUUUGGUGACGUUCUCCAGUCCAUGGGCCCCGCCGCACUUUACGCUGCACGACGUCGAACCUGACAGAAGAAACCUGCCGCAGCUACCUCCUCAAGGUUCCGCCAAUUUUCCAUCCCUGACACCCCAGAACAGCAAAGAUUCUGGACCCUUACAAGACGAGUUCGAAGACACACCGCACAACGGUGUUGUUUUCAUGAUCCAGAAUGGCCUGACUGGGUUUUGCACUCCAUCCCUCUUUGUGUCAAUAGGAGACUUGAUCCGGGAACUAAAUGAGGAUCAUCCGGUGGACCAGCUCGAUAAAGUGCAGAUUACGGUAAUGAAGCGGAUACUGGAAACUCACAAGCACGAUAAUAAAGGCCACGUUGUGGACUUCGCUGUCCAGUUGCCCUUUGCACACAUCAGAUUAAUCAACGGCCUACGAAGCGAGAGCGAUACACCAGUCUCAAGGGAGGACCAAUACGAUGUGAAACUUAUGAGCUCACAGUUGUUUUACCGUCUCUUACAUCCAAAAACCAGUGCGCGGUUGGAACCCAAGGCUUCGCACAGCCAACUUGCGUAUGGUUCAAUCAAAAAUCUCUCUAUGUCUGUCAGAGAUGAUACUUUCGCCGCUGAGAGACCUUCGGCUCAGACCGCACUCUCGCUGGCGAAUGUGGGAUUCUGGGUUUGCAUGAAGGAAGAGAUCAACUCGAAAUUACAAUUGAGCAAUUUCGAUGUGGUCUUGUGGGCGGAUCAACUCAACAGCAUGGCAGGGCUGAUUCGGAGGACAGUGUCAAUGGUCGAUCGCAUUGUCGAUGCCUUUGAAGGACUUGAUCAAAGCUACAAAUCAAGACACUUGAUCUACCAUCUGACUCAGGCGGGCAAUGCCAUAUCCGAUCCCAUCUUUCUAACCAGACCCUCCUACGUUCUUAGAAGUGCUGACAAACAUGUCCGUCUGAGUGAUUCGUGGAAGAUCAUUUCUAGGCUCAGAUAUAUAUUCUCUACCAUCGAGAAAGAAAAGGGACGAGACUUCAUCGAAAGGUGCGGUUGCGAAGACCUCGAGCUGAAAGAUCCGGCCAAACGCCAGGUUCUUUCCUCUUUUGAGAAAUGGCGAGGCUGGGACUAUGUACAUGAUAAUGUGCCGAUUAUGAGCUCCCUCUUUGAAUGCGGGCGUGCUCAAACGCCGGAAACACUGGACAAUAAGCUUGUCGUACAGACGGAAAUAAUCGUGGGAAAACUUGGAAUUAUUUUGGAUCCGGGUCCUCGUCAGAGUGAUCUAACUAUACUCGGCCUCGACUUCAACAUAAUCUUGCGCCCAGCAGGUACAUCGGGGAUUGGCAGCAAUUCGCGGAGAAUCAUCCUUCAAGCCUACACUGCAGACACCUCACUCCACCUCAAUUGGGCCCUAGUGGAGCUCGCUCGACAGGUCAUUGAGCUUGGUAAUCCUCUGGCAUUGGGAACACCAAAUACUCAUGAUUCCAUCGCGAAGACAGCGCAAGAACUCUCUACAAAGAGAAAUCACUUUACAGUGAUGGUGGGAGCCGAUGCAGCCUCCCUUCACCUCACCACUAUCAACCUUAGGCUGAAAUGGGCAGCUGAAAGUUUCCGAAGUGCUGUUUCUUUCUCAGAGGGAGGCUCGCAGCCUACAAUUUCUUCUUUUACGAUUGCAGCGUACACAGCUAUGGCCAAGUUCAGAGGUCAUUCUCACACAUUGAUGAUGUGGCGCCUCCGUAUGCCAAAGCUAUAUGGGUCAGUGUGGCCGCAGCCCCCUGCCAGAUCUAGAGAUCAGAAAAUGGUUGUUCAGAUCUGUGCAGCCUCGCAUAAGUUCCGGUUUCAGAUGAAGGAAGAUGUUGUCAAGUUGCUCGUAGUCGCCGAUUCCGUCGUCCGGGAAGAGGUUGCGACGAUUAUUGAUCUCAUCCAUCAGGUUCCAAGCAAGAGCGGCAGCAAAGUCCGAGAGGUUUCGAGUUCAAACGAUGCUCUCAACCUUGACCUCCGUGUUGCCAUGUUUUUGGAUGAUUACAGGUUGAACUUUGUGAUCGUCCCAUCUCUGCACUAUGCAAUUGCUGGGAACGUGGCUCGGACGUCAAUCAUCCCACGGCGAAAUGGGGGCCUGGAUGUCAAUUUUGACAUCAAAGAGCACGAGCAUUUAUUUGAAGUGCCCCACGGUACCUCCAGAAGCGAUCUGACUCUCUUAAAGAUGCCGCCGAUUAAUGGGCACCUUUCUUUGGCUCAGACAGCUGCUCUGGUUUCCGUCCGCGCUCGUAUGACGGUUGAACAGAUCAAUCUGGAAGCAUCGGGUGUACGAGCUUGCUUCGAUGCAUUAAAUCAGCCUGGCGUGAUUCAGCUGAUACUAGACGCCAGGAGAGCAGUCCAGCAGUUCCAAGAGUCCGUUGAACAUAUAAAGGGGGAAAAAUCCAAACCAAAGGCGGAAAGACCUCUCGAUACUACCCUCUUGCUUCGCUAUGCAAUCCAUGGAACUCUUGCAGGCAUCAACAUACACUUUACUGCUCCAUCUGUCAGAGAAGAUCAGGACUACCGAGCUGACAUGGAGCUCAAGCUUCAAGGGACAACAUUAUACAUCCAUAACGAGACGGACAAUCCGGACUCGAUUCAUGAACGACCACAAUUCAUCCUUAAUUCUCAGGGCGUCGGCCUCGGGCUCUAUCGCAGCACAAGACACGAGCGAGCUAAUUUUGGAACGUGCAUCGUGGGUGUCAAGGCCUCAGGGAAGACCGAGGUCGUUGGGAAUUCAGGAACAGUUCAGGUUUACAGGGCUUGGAGCGAUGGAAUAGCCAUUGAGCUUUUCGAGGAAAGCGCCACCCUCGCAGUCGACAUUAUUGCAUUUUUGCAAGAUCGGAUCAAGUCGAUUAAGCUCGCUGAUAAUGGAGAGAACAUUCAACGUAUUCGGAGGAUGACAACUGCUGGUAUCACCGAUCGGUUGAAGCCCAGAGAACAGCCAAUGGAGGUGGCCAGUGAAGCGGCCGAGAGCGUCGAUGGCGCUUCCACUAUUCUCUAUGCUUCGACCUAUGCGCUUGACCUUGAAAACAUUAUGAUGCGAUGGAAUUUGACAAGAAGUCCUGCCGUUUCAGCUACCCGUGAGAUGGAGGACCUAGUUUUCUCGAUACGAAAAGUCGAUCUCAAGACCCAUCAAGAGGGUACUGCUCGAUUGUCGAUAUUGGACACACAAGUACAGAUCGUCCCACGGUCCCAGUCAAAGAAUCCUACCCUUCGAACAGCCAACUCUGCACUGCUACCUGAAGUUGUUUUUGCAACGGCUUACCUGUCCACGAAACAUGAACGACGUUUUGCGUUCCAAGCAAAGGGAAAAGCCUUGGAUCUUCGACUCGCUUCCGACGUCGUUAUUUCAGGCCAUGCCUUAAAAAAGUCCCUUGGCAAUGCUUGCAGCGAGUUACGCUGCAAGAAGACUCUCCAUGAGAUUAGUCCGGCAACACCACAGGCCUCUCAGAUGGAUUUGUUGGGCGGGAAACGACUGGCAUCUCUCCUAGUUGACGCAGAUUUUGCAGGGGCUGUAGUUCAUAUCAGUCCUCGCGCUGAAGCUGAACACAAGAGUUCCGUGUUCGGAUUUUUAAAGGGCAAGAAACGAUCCCGUGCAGGUCGAUAUGGUCAAGCAGUACAAGGAGAAGACGUUUCGUCCGCCGUGUUGAAAGCUCCUGGUGUUGCUCUCAAAGUUGAAUACAAGGACGACAACAAAGACGAACCAUCCCUCAGCACCGAAGUCAGAGUUGCGGCAUCUUCGAAUACUCUGUACCCCACCGUCGUACCUUUGAUCCAAGAGAUAUCAGCAAGCAUUAAAGAAAUCUUGGGCGAUGAUCGAACCGGGGCCGCUAAGCCCAACUCACCACCAGACGCCCGCAGCUAUCUUUCAGAUGCAACUCUGAAUAACUCCAACCCAACAGCCAUUUUUGGGCGCUGUAAGGUGAAUGCCGGACUUUACAUACAGGCACAAGAGUUCAGCUUAAGCUGUCAACCCAUUGCAAGAGUAGCGGCCACUGCCAAAUUUGCAGACAUUUUCGUCAGAGUCAAUACUGUGUCUGCGCCUGAUCAAGAACGAUUCUUUGCUAUUCAGACGACAUUCAAUAAACUUGCAGCUUCAGUGCAGCACGUUUACUCCCGGGAAUCAACUGCUAGCUUUGAAGUGGAUUCCAUUGUCAUGUCACUGAUGAACAGCAAGCAUGUUAGUACUACAACAGGUGUUUCGGUGGUUCUCAACAUCAGCCCAAUGAAGAUGGACGUCAAUGCGAAACAGUUGCAGGACUUCCUUCUUUUCCGCGAAAUAUGGUACCCUGCUGAACUUCGCAGUAAGUCAAAACCAACCGCUCCUGUAGCAUCGCCGCUGGAUCAGCAGGCCUAUGCAAUGCAGCGCUAUCAGGAGCUUUCCGGGAAGGGCACGUUGCCAUGGCAUGCCAUCGUGUCUGUGCAGGAAGUCCAGCUCCAGGUCGACCUCGGCCAGGGCCUCGGCAAGUCAGUCUUUACCAUCUCCAAGCUUUGGGCGUCAUCGAGAAAGAACAGCGAUUCAGAGCAAAACUUGUGCAUUGGAUUCGAUAGGGUGGGCAUCGAUAGCACAGGGCGGAUGAGCGGAUUCAUUGAGAUGGAGAACAUGCGAGCACGGACAUCGAUCAAGUGGCCAGAAGAUGCGACGGCGAAGACGCGCGCUCCGCUUGUGCAAGCAUCUAUCGGUUUCGAGCACUUCCGUGUGAAGGCUGCCUUCGAUUAUCAACCAUUCGCGGUAGCAGACAUCUCCUUCUUCGAAUUCUUAAUGUACAACGUGAGGCAGGGUCUUGGAAGCGAUAGCGAUCGCCUAGUUGGGCUCGUCGACGGCGGCAAAUUCCAAGUGUUUUGCACCACGGCCACCGCUGCCCAAGGCUUGGCUCUCGUGCAGGCAUUUGAAAGACUAAUGCAGGAAAAACAUGAAGCAUACGAAACGUCACUCCAGGAUCUGGAUAAGUUCCUCCGAAGGAAAUCGGUGUUCCCAUCUAGCACUUGGGCAUCCCCGGCUCCGGCCAGGGAGCGCAAAGAGAAAGCUGUUGCGAAAGGCACAUUCGCGUUACACACAGACGUCGUUGUGACAUUGGGAGCACUUGAUGCUGGCGUCUUCCCGAAUACAUUCUUCGACAACCAGAUUCUCAAGGUCGAAGCCACAGAAGUGCAAGCAAGGUUUGCCGUGGCAACAACUGAAGGCAAAACCCACAGUGCAUUAGGAAUGACACUAGGCCAACUAGGAGUCGCGUUGUCAAGCGUGAAUCGGGCCACCACAAAGGCCUUAAGCGAGGUAUCCGUCCCAGAUGUCAUCGACAGAGCCACUAGCUCUCGAGGCGGCACCAUUGUUAAAGUGCCCCGCCUGGUAUCAGCAAUGCAAACCUGGCAGGUUGCGGACUCCAACAUCAUCGAAUAUACUUUCCGGAGCGCCUUCGAGGGCAAAGUCGACGUGGGUUGGAAUUAUGCCCGAAUCAGUUUCAUCCGAGGAAUGUGGCAGGCCCAUUCGCGCGCCCUCGCCCAGCGCCUGGGGAAACCCUUGCCACCAUCUGCCAUCAAAGUCACAGCGGAGCCCUCCUCAGAGGGUGAGAAUGGACGCCAAGAGAAAAUCACGGCGGUUGUCAAUGUCCCGCUGAGUAAAUUCACCUAUGUGGCCCUCGAGCCGCCGGUGAUUGAUACGCCACAGCUCAGGGACAUGGGCGAGGCGACGCCGCCGCUGGAGUGGAUCGGGCUACACAGGGACAAGCUGCCGGAGGCAACGCACAGCAUUGCGAUUGUGAGUCUGCUGGAGAUUGCAAGGGAGGUAGAGGAUGCGUACACCAGGAUUUUGGGGGCGAGCUGA